AUGGCAAUGAGUUCUGUGAUCCCAGCCGCUGAUGUCUGUACGUCCGAGGAUUCACGCGGACUGGGCAGGUGUUGAGUAACAUUACAGUAGAUUAGUAACUUAGUGAAGACUGUUGUUCAGAGGCAUUAGAGGCAGUGGAUUUCAGCAGUGACCGAGUGGAAGCUGUAGUGCUAGUAGAGUAUGUUAGUGCCCUAGUGGAGGCUGUGUUGACAGUUUAACCGCAGUGUGCCUCCACCGAUUAGACCUGCUGUCGCUGACCUGUUAUUUCGCAGUGGGAAAUUGCCUUUUAACUCAAGACCCCUAGACAACCCUACAGGCUUGUUCCUGUCACUGGGAGUAUGUCCACCAUGGUGUACCCCUGUGAGGAGAAGCUGGAAAGACUAACACAGGAGGAGAUCAUCUCCAGCACCAAGCUGGUGAUCCAGGGGCUGGAGGCACUGAAGAGUGAACACAAUGCCAUUCUGCACAGCCUAGUCGAGACCAUUAAGUGCCUGAACAAGGAUGAGGUAGCCUGCCUGGUGCACGAGAAGUCCUCACUGCUCCGCAAGUCUGUGGAAAUGAUAGAGCUGGGUCUGGGUGAGGCACAGGUGAUGACAGCUCUGGCCAACCACCUGAGCACGGUGGAGUCAGAGAAGCAGAAGCUGCGGGCACAAGUGCGGCGGCUGUGCCAAGAGAAUCAAUGGCUGAGGGAUGAGCUAAGCAACACUCAGCAAAAGCUGCAAAAGAGUGAGCAGGCUGUGGCUCAGCUGGAGGAGGAGAAUAAGCACCUGGAGUUCAUGAACCAGCUGAAGAAGUAUGAUAAGGAUGCCUUGCCAGCGCAAGAGGAAAAAAAUGGAGAAGCAACAAAAGAUGCUCUGGAUGAUCUGUUCCCAAAUGAUGAAGAGGAGCAUGAACAAGGGACAUCUCACCAGCCCAGCAGCGCAGCGUUGGCGGCAGCCAGACGGGGUGGCUAUGAGGUUCCAGCUCGCCUUCGAGCACUCCACAACCUGGUGAUCCAGUACGCCAACCAGGGCCGCUACGAGGUAGCUGUGCCACUCUGCAAACAGAUGCUGGAGGACUUGGAGAGGACCUCAGGCCGUGACCACCCCGAUGUAGCCACCAUGCUCAACAUCCUUGCUCUUGUAUACAGGGACCAGAAUAAUUACAAAGAAGCUUCUCGUCUCCUUUAUGAUGCUGUGGCUAUCAGAGAGAAGACUCUGGGUGAGGAGCACCCCUCGGUGGCUGCCACACUAAACAACCUGGCAGUGCUUUAUGGGAAGAGGGGAAAGUACAUUGAGGCUGAACCGCUGUGUAAGAGAGCUCUGGAAUUGAGGGAAAAGGUGCUGGGUAGGGAUCACCCUGAUGUGGCCAAGCAGCUGAAUAACCUGGCACUGGUGUGCCAGAACCAGGGCAAGUAUGAGGAAGUGGAGUACUACUACUGCAGAGCCCUUGAGAUCUAUGAAAAAAGGCUGGGCCUAGACGAUCCCAAUGUUGCUAAAACAAAGAACAACCUAGCAUCCUGCUAUCUGAAACAGGGCAAGUACAAAGAGGCCGAGAUUUUGUACAAAGAGAUCCUCACACGGGCCCACGAGAAGGAGUUUGGAAUAGUAGAUGCUGAAAACAAACCCAUUUGGAUGCAUGCUGAGGAGAGGGAAGACAGUAAGGGAAUAGCAGGUGAAGGUGCUCAUUAUGGAGAACAAAUGGGCUGGUACAAAGCAUGCAAGGUGAACAGCCCUACAAUAAACACUACUCUACGGAAUCUUGCAGUUCUGUACCGCCAGCAAGGCAAAACUGAAGCCGCAGAUAUGCUCGAAGAGUAUACCCUGAAAACCCGGAAACAGGGAGCAGUAGUGGAUCCUCUAAAUGAUGCCAACCGGAGGAGGAGCUCUUCUCUUUACAGUGUGAAGUAUGAGCCUGGAGAUGAUGGCAGUGUAGAGUGGAAUGGGGAUGGUACUUUGAGAAGGAGUGGUUCUCUGGGAAAACUGCGCGAAGUGCUGCGUAGGAGCAGUGAAAUGUUGGUGAAGAAACUGCAGGGAACCAUACCCCCAGAAUCACACAACCCCUACAUGAAGAGGGCUGCUUCACUGUCUUACUUGAACAAGAGUGGAGAUGAUGAUGCUUUUCAGAGCGUAGGAGCAGGCAGGAGGCUGAGAGAGAGUCGACCGCUGAGCUCCAGCACAGUGGAGCUGUACAGCGGCACCGGCCAUUAGAAAACAUGUACACUGACACAAAUUCACAAAUUUUACCCUUGCACAUUUUUUUCCUUCUGCACCAUUUUGAGUAUGGUUAUGUUUGGAUAAUGAAGCAAAACAUACAGCAGCUUUGUGUAGUCCUCCUUUUCUGUUGUUUUCUAAAUCUUUUGUAGUGUGCAAUAUGAAACCAGAUGAUAGUGAAAUUUUAAACUGAACCUUCAUCAUUAACCAUUGUUAAUAAUGAAAGCAUGUGAAUAUAGAAACCUUUUGAAAUGUAAAGCAUAGCACAUAGUCUCUUUUAUGAAACUGCGAUUGUUCAAGCAGGCAGAGUGUAAGUAGCUCUUUGAUGGUUAUGUAAUAUUUAUGUUCAUUCUUAUGCAAAUGGACACAAAUCCCCACUCUCACUGUUUCUCUCCCAUGAAUGUUCGCACCUUUCAGUGAAGCUUGGCCCUACAGAAAAAAUGCCAGUGGUGACCAUGCCUAGAGUCAUGGUUAUCCAGAAACACUUUUAACUUUAGUUCAAAACUGUGUGUCUUUACUUCUCAGCAUUACAUCUGGGUUGCAGUGCAUUUCUUCACUUUGAAUUUAGGUAGCUUUAUUGACAUGAUGUUAAAAAAAAAUUUUACUUACAUGUUAUUGAAUGCCCCAAAGGUCAAUGUAUUUGUGACUUUAUAUGGGUCUCUAUUAAGUGAUCUGUUCAAGUAUAAUUUGGUUGGAAUAAGUACACUUAUGUUUGUACAUUGUGCCAGGUUUGUAGUGCCAUUAUUGUAUGGUACUUCUUGUGCCAGAAUGAAGUAAUUGUAAAAGUAAAGUAAAAAUUCCUGUAAUACGGGAAAAGAUAUUUAGGCUUGCCUAGACAUAAGUUUAAAUUUCAGAAUAUGCAAUUAUUUUACACUGCGUAUAACUGUGUUUUUAGCCUGUUGUAAUGCUGUACUACUCAGGGUUGAGGGUUACCUAAACAUGUUGAUAUUCAAAAAUGCUUGAGUGCCUUUGGAAGAAUUCCUGUUAGAAUGUAAGAUUGCUACACAAAUGCUUGCUAUUGAGAUUUUUAUUGAUUUGAAUUCAAAUAAAUCACAAUAUUUGUGUUUUUA
Molecule: messenger RNA, 3262 nt
Organism: Colossoma macropomum (tambaqui)
Lineage: Eukaryota; Metazoa; Chordata; Actinopteri; Characiformes; Serrasalmidae
Gene: klc4
Product: kinesin light chain 4
Exons: 16
Coding region: 339-2189 (616 amino acids)
Biological process (GO): microtubule-based movement
Cellular component (GO): kinesin complex; membrane-bounded organelle; cytoplasm
Molecular function (GO): kinesin binding
Source: RefSeq, a predicted model, not a curated record